Perca flavescens (yellow perch) is the source of this 3018-nucleotide messenger RNA. RefSeq names its product zinc finger protein 665. The record is from RefSeq and is a predicted model, not a curated record. Bases 49 to 3018 code for a protein of 989 amino acids. Gene Ontology annotation, cellular component: nucleus. The transcript has 3 exons. Gene Ontology annotation, molecular function: DNA-binding transcription factor activity, RNA polymerase II-specific. Lineage: Eukaryota; Metazoa; Chordata; Actinopteri; Perciformes; Percidae. Gene Ontology annotation, biological process: regulation of transcription by RNA polymerase II.
GAGCAUGAUCCUUGUGUGUUCUGGACAAGAGGGGUGCAUGGGUGAAACAUGGCCGCCGUAGACCCAUCGGAGUCUCCAACACGACAGAAAUCCCCUGCGGAGGAGGUGGAAACAUCUGGGGAGAAGACAGAGGCGGUGGAGUCCAGAUGCUGCUUAAAUCAGAAAGAUGAAACAACACGUAAUAAAACCGAGGAGAGCCCCGAAGAUGAGCAGAGAGCCAGUGUUUGUAACGAUGGCGGGGGUAUUGCCAGCCAUUCUGAGGUUAGUCUCGAGUCCGGUGCUGGAGCCGAAAAAACGACAAGCAAUUCACCGGAGGACCUAACAUCGGCUGAAAAAAUGGCCGAGGCUCGUGGCGGCGACCAGCGGGCUUUCGACUGGUCCGAAGCUGAAGACGACAACGAAGAGGCGAAAACACACAAGGAGGAAAAUGAUACGUGUGAACUCAGUGAUGUUACAGAGAGUGCUGGAGGGGUGCAGCAGGAUACACAUGUUGAUGAUAACAUUACAGCUGAUACAGAGGAGAUUCAUGAGGAGGAAACGUCACAUCCUGAUGAGAAGAGCACAGAGAAGGGACUGGCUGAGGAGCCGGUGGGAGAAGUCUGUGGGAUAGAGGAGGUGAUUGAAGAUGAUGAAGAGGCAGACCGAGAAGAGGACACUAAUUUGACAGCCAAGCCAAAAAAGUGCCGUUUGGUGUGCAAGGAGUGCGGGAUAAAGUUCACCCGCCGCGAGACAUUCAACCUUCACCGUCACUUUCACGCACAUGAGGAUGAGCUCACGCCUCUCACCUGUAAAGAAUGCGGCCUUACCUUUCAGCACCGCAGCAGCCUCAUUAAACACAGAAAUGAACAUAAAGAGAAGGAGGAACAACUUGUUACUCCAAAAAAGGAGAUGCAAACAAAGGAGGAGGGUCGUUUUAAAUGUGCAGAAUGUGAGAGAAUAUUCUCUGCUGUGGAUGAGCUGAGGGACCACAACUGCUGCAACACAGUAGAAAAGCCUUACCACUGCCCCCUGUGCCGCCAAGAGUUCCAGUUUAAGGUGUCCGUCACUAAGCACAUGAUGAUCCACUCCCAUGAGAGCAUCUUUAAAUGCCAAGAGUGCAGUCAAACUUUCACAAACAGCAUGGCCCUGCGCUACCACCAGCGAUGUCACACCGCCCUGAAACCCUAUGAAUGCCCCGAGUGCGGCUUGGUUUUCAAACACUACUCCGUCAUGGAAGACCACCGUCGCAAGCACGCUGGCAACACACGCUCUCACCUGUGCAACAUCUGCGGUAAGACCUUCAAGUACAGCAGCCUCCUCCAUCAGCAUCAGUAUCUGCACACAGGCCAGAAGCCCUUCCGCUGCCCUGAAUGUGGUAAAAAAUUUGCCUUUGCCCAGAACAUGAAGGCACACUGCCGCCAGCAUAGACUGCGCAAAACCAACUCCUCCGCUGAGCAGCCCAGCAAGCAGGCCCCUGCGUCCGUACAGGAGGCAGUUACAGGGCCGGGAAAAGAGAACACACACCAUAUGGAGGAGUCGAAACGCACAUUCGACUGCCCCCUUUGUCCCCAGACCUGCUUGGCACCAGCUAACCUGAGAGCCCACAUGCUUGUUCACGAGGCGGAGUAUGAGACGCUGGAGAGAACACCCAGACCCCCAAAGGAGAAUAACAAGCACUGGGAAAAAGGACACACCUGUCCGCACUGCGCAUGUGUUUAUCGGGAUGAAUCCAGUUUAAAUUUACAUGUGAUAAGUGUCCACAAGUCUGUAGCACAAUAUUUAAAAAAGGUGGCAACGCCACCUACAAAUCAAUUUACUCCAUUAAGCAGUGAUAAUGUACAGGGGAAAUUGAGAAGCGAUGGCAUAAGUAUUAAGUCGUACAAGUGUUCUGAAUGCGGAAAGACCUUCCGCCACCGGUCAGUGUUAGAGCUGCAUAUGCGCAUACAUUCUAAGGACAAGCCUUACCAGUGCAAAGUGUGUGGCAAGGGCUUUAGAUUCGGUAGCUACUUACAGCAACAUCUCAUCAUCCAUACAGGCAAGAAGCCAUACAAAUGCCCUGACUGUGGGAAGGACUUUGCCUUCCUGCAGAACAUGAAAACGCAUCAAAGGCUGCAUCAGGAAAAACCGUUCCGCUGCACCAGCUGCCGCAAAGGCUACAGCGACGAGACCCAACUGCAGCACCAUAUGUUAUCACACAAUGGCGACAAACGUCAUAAGUGUGACCAGUGCGAUAAGAGCUUUGGAUUGGCCUAUCUGCUCCGUGAUCACAUGAACACGCACACAGGAGAGAGGCCGCAUCGCUGUGAUGAGUGUCACAAAACCUUUUCUUGGUUUAGCAGCCUGUUAGUGCACCAGAAGAUCCAUGCUCGCAAACGCCAGGGUUUCAGCCAGUACAAUUCUUUCCCAAUGGGUGCUAGGAUGAGAGGCAGGGGCAUCAGGGGGAGGAGAGGGGGGAGGCUCAUGUGGGGCUUUUCUAAGCCAUUCGGAGGCUCUGGGAUGGUUAGCGCUCAGCCGUCUCCGUAUCCAGUUUCUGUACUGCGAGAUGCCGAUGCGCACAGAAGGGCGGCCCAGCCACAUUCGUCCGUGCUUGCACCUCGCAUGGAUUUACAAGGUAGACUGCAGAAGGAGCCGUGGCUGUCUGAGCUACACCCCCAACCGGUGCAGUGGAAGGUGGACGGUGGAGAGGUAAUGCCAGUCCCAUUGUCACAGCAGCAACAUGCUGCUCCACAGCAGACGCAGUUUGAGAGCCCACCACAGCCUGGCCCACAGCAGCACCAUCAGAGAAGUCCAGGCUGGGCAGAUAGCCCUUUAAUAGCUCAGUCAGUCCCCACUUCCGCUCCGAGUUCAGAGUCCUCACACAUGAAAGAGAGCGCAGCUACUAUUGUCAGCUCCCUCACGGCAGCUAUGCCAAUAAAAUCCAGUCCGUCAAUAAUGGGGCAGCUCUGUGGAGUGUCAGACCUGCUUUACAAGCAAAUUCACAGAUCUCUCCAAAUAAGCUCGGCCAAGAGCUUCAGCUGCCACGAUGGGCAGGUGGCCUAG